AUGUCCAGGUUUAUCCACUUCUCACAUCCCGACCAGGGUCGAGACUGUCAGCAUCAAGGAGUAAUCCCAGAGGAUGCUAUCCGCCGCGACAACACGAGUCAAAAGCGAGAGCGAGCACGCGACCCUAAUACGAACAUCAAUCUUGGUAUUUCCGAUGUGCAAUUGACGGAUGCUACUGCUUUUGGGACUGGCACUGUUGCUUCGUCUCAACUUACUUGGCUCGGCGGCAUGAGCGGCAAUUCUUUUUCUCGGGUUUCUCCCAGUCUCCUCGACCCGUUCGACACCCUGUGCGAGAGUCCCGAACGACUACGACAGCUUCUGAGACAGCCAUUAUCCAAGGCUGCUGGGGAACCGCUGUUUCGAAUCGAUCAACAAACACAUUGUGUUGUGUUCCAAGGCUUAGGCAAUGAGGAUGGCCUGGCGCCAUUGUUGACCCACAAGUCUUUGUUCCAUGCUCUAUCUCUUCUCCUCGCUUUAGCAGCCAACGACUACCAGCCAAACUACGAGACGAUGCACCACCGCAGCCAGGUUCUUCAGUCUCUCAAUCGAGACUUAUCCCGUUUUGGCGGUGAUUCGUCAUUUCUCCAUACCAUCACAGCCAUUCUCAUAUUGAUUAGCUAUGAAUACCGAGUCCGAGAUACUUAUCCACGUCCUGCCAGCGCCGCUACACAUAUCCAUGGCCUUCAAACUAUAAUCUCCCAACGUAACAUUUUGACCAGCCGAUAUAGUGUCGCACAUGUUACUCAGAUUCAGCGAGCCUUGUUCUGGCAGGACAUAAUAUGCUCCCUUGCAACUGGUGCACCUCGGCUCUUGCAGGUCGACGAUCAUGGGAUCUUUACUCGCUUGCGGGAGGGCCAGAUGUACCGUAGCUACUUUUUCUUGCCGCAAGGGCUUAGGAUGUAUACCUAUAGGUGGCCUGCACCAGCAUCUGCUGUGUUUGAAGACCUCAACGCAUUAUGCUGCCUCGUGGACAGAAUACGCAGACGAGGAAGAACAUCUAUCCACUUAGUCAAUGACGACAUGGAUACUGCAGUCCCUUCGAUACUGUUGAUGGAGGAUUUAGAUGACGAGGGCUACCCGUUAUGCAAUAGCCAGGCCAACUUGCAGAUUCGACUUGUGGAUCUUCUCAGUAGAACAAGGAGAGAUGGUUCUCAGAGCCAGGAAGUUCUAAUUUACAGAGCGUGCCUAUAUGCGGCAUAUCUUUGUACAUAUAGACUUUCUGUAGGUCUCUGGGAAGGGUACUUUGCGCCCGAGAAAUGUGUCGCCGAGAUACUUAAUUGCAUGACAGAUUUCACAAGACAAAUGUCGCCGUGGAAGCUUGCGCCGGACGUCUCAUUUUGGUUGCUGUAUAUAGCUGGUGGCCUUACAAAAAACCAGCUCCAUAAGAACCAAGCGGCUGCGUUGGUACAACGUUAUCGAUGCUUCUACUCAACUGGUUAUGACCAGGACUGGGACCUAGUAGAGAUGAGAUUGAAGAAGUUUAUAUGGUGCGAACACAUCAUGGGGCAAACAAUGUAUAUGUUCUGGCAAAUAUGCCAAACUGCUUGCUAUUAG
Messenger RNA from Fusarium redolens, 1554 nucleotides. RefSeq lists its product as uncharacterized. NCBI's taxonomy places the organism in Eukaryota, Fungi, Ascomycota, Sordariomycetes, Hypocreales, Nectriaceae. The coding region runs from base 1 to 1554 and encodes 517 amino acids. The transcript is spliced from 2 exons. The record is from RefSeq and is a predicted model, not a curated record.